Messenger RNA from Gregarina niphandrodes, 1413 nucleotides. RefSeq lists its product as hypothetical. Gene Ontology annotation, molecular function: metal ion binding. The transcript has a single exon. The record is from RefSeq and is a predicted model, not a curated record. The coding region runs from base 1 to 1413 and encodes 470 amino acids. Lineage: Eukaryota; Apicomplexa; Conoidasida; Eugregarinorida; Gregarinidae.
AUGGUGGAGAGCCCGAAGAUUGCUGACGUGUUCAAGACCGAGCAGACAAACCGACACCGGCCGAGCAUGUUUAACGGUAUCCCUUAUGUGUAUACGAUGGAACAGAAUGAGCCGCUGUGUACCGUCGGAUUGAUUUUUGCCUUACCGAAAGUACCUGGAUUAGGCUCAAGUUUAUCAGCCCUAUGGAAGACCGUCGGAAGCUCUGCAAUUACAUGCCAGAUCGAUGAAGAGACAUGCUUACUCGGAUUUCAUGUCCUACGGAACGACAAGAUUGCCUUGGAUCGGAAACUGCAAUCUAUUAAGAAGUUUCUCCAUUCCGAAGGAAUCAAGCCAAGUGUGUUUGCACACACAUUUAAUAGCGAUAAAAAAUGCUUAUUAGACGGAGAUCCGAUCCGCAUUUUCGAAGGCAUAGUGAACAUGCAUACACUCGGGGAUGUAACCUCCUUCAAGACGCCACCCCACCGUCAGUUUCCCGCGUUCGCGGACAUAGUCGACAUUGAAACGCUCAGAAAUAUUCUGAGUACAUCCAAAACCGCGCUAGUAUCUCUUAACGGAAACGAAGAACGCUCCCGGUACAUAAUUAACGUCUUAGGAAUUGGCAGGCACACCACCGCCGUGAACACUACCCAGACGAAGCCUAUCCAGACGACGCGUACCCAGACGAAGCCUCCUUACCCGACUAAGUCGGAGGGCCAGACGGAGACCGCUCCCUCGACUCUCGCGUCAGGGCACUCGAUAAUGUCUACCUCGGAAAGCAUGGUGUGUUCAUCCGAAGAAGUGCAACAGUCUGGGUCUGGGUCGGGUACCAGUGUAACGGACGUGGGUUACGAAUGGGACCGUUGUGGUGAUCUGGUGUACGUUGGAAAGUUCUGGAAUGCCCAAGAAUUUUCACUGAUACCUUUCGGUGACUAUAAAGAUGCCCAGACAGGUUGGGGUCUGGUGCCGAGUGUAGUUGAGACCAUCCUAGGCGGCGGCUUUACAUUUUCCAGCGGAGGUCCGGGUAAGGGGUUACUGUCGAGAUACCAACAGCUUGUCUUGCCGUUUGUUGGUGUGCAACACGCAAUGGCGACGACUAAGAAGCAGUGGUUGGGGUAUCACCUGAGUUCCUCACGAGUGGUCUCGUCCAUUGCCGCGAGGACCUGCGAAGACGAGCUGUACAGGCUCGCUGACAAGGGCCCGUCAAAAGAAGAGUUGCAGCGAACAAAAAACCAGCUAUCAUUUAACCUAGAAGACGUGGACACGUUCGACUUGCUACGAAAUUAUGGACAACAGCUACUGCAACAUGACAGAAUAAUGAACUUACCACAAGAUUACUUAUUGGGCAUAGAUGCAGUUACAAAAAAACAGAUACAAAAAGCACUGGCUGCCAUACUCAGCCGUCCUCCCAUUAAGGUUACGCUAUAUAAAAGCUAA